Messenger RNA from Oryza sativa Japonica Group (Japanese rice), 1252 nucleotides. Its product is annotated as thioredoxin domain-containing protein 9 homolog. Gene Ontology annotation, cellular component: cytoplasm. Lineage: Eukaryota; Viridiplantae; Streptophyta; Magnoliopsida; Poales; Poaceae. The record is from RefSeq and is a predicted model, not a curated record. Gene Ontology annotation, biological process: microtubule cytoskeleton organization.
AUCCUCCCUCUCUCUUCACCCACCCGCACCUCUCUUCCCUCCUCCCUAACCACCACCACCACCACCACUCCAGAAGCUCUCGCCAUCCCCCACUUCCCCCCUCCGAUCUCCGCUCCGAUCCCCCCGCCGCCGCCGCCAUGGAUCAGUCCAUCGUCGGCCAGAUCUUGGAGAAGCAGGUGCUGUCGGUGGCCAAGGCGGUGGAGGACAAGCUCGACGAGCAGAUCGCCGCGCUCGACCGCCUCGACCCGGACGACAUCGAGGCGCUCCGCGAGCGCCGGAUCCUGCAGAUGCGCCGCGCCGCCGAGCGCAGGGCCAAGUGGCGCGCCCUCGGCCACGGCGAGUACGGGGAGGUCCCCGAGAAGGAGUUCUUCGCCGCCGCCAAGGCCAGCGACCGCCUCGUCUGCCACUUCUACCGCGACAACUGGCCCUGCAAGGUUAUGGACAAGCACUUGUCAAUUCUCGCGAAACAGCAUGUAGAAACACGUUUUGUGAAAGUUCAUGCUGAAAAGGCUCCCUUUUUGACAGAGAAACUAAGGAUUGUUGUUCUCCCAACUCUUGCAUUGGUAAAGAACACCAAAGUUGAGGAUUAUGUGGUUGGGUUUGAUGAGCUUGGUGGUAAAGAUGAUUUCAGCACUGAGGAUCUGGAGGAACGUCUAGCGAAAGCUCAAGUGAUCUUCCUUGAUGGAGAAGGGCCUGCACAUGCAUCCAAGCAGGCAACCAAACGAAGCGUUCGGCAAUCAGAUACUGGCAACUCAUCGGACUCUGAAUAGUUUUGUUACUGCUUCUGAACUUAUGCUAAAUGUUUUUAUUGGCUGUUACGGCAAACGGUUAUGUUAUCCCUAUUAGUAAUAGGAAAAGUUAAUUAGUCUAGCAUUGAACAUUUGAACUGGGACUUGGGAGUUAAAAGAGGUAUCUAGAGUGACACAUCACAUGUUGUUACGGCUUUGCUUGGAGUUGUUGUAUAUUAUGAUGUUUAUGAUAGUUUGCCUUGUUUGUUUGAGUGCAAACAAAUUCAUGCUUCCCUGGUAGAUAGAAUAGAUGAAUUUAUCGACGAUUAGCGGAAAGAAUGUCAUUUCUGUUCUGAUAAUAGUGCUUGAUGAUCAGUCUCAAUCUGGGUGUCCAUCUAUCUAAACCAUGUGGCCCAUCCAGAUUGUCUCAUUGCCUGCUGUGUGUCUGUGUACAACAUUACGCUGUAGCCUGCAGCUGCUAUAUAUAUUGUCCAUCAAUAAAUAGAUCCUAUGCUUUUGUGCCC